Molecule: messenger RNA, 3386 nt
Organism: Procambarus clarkii (red swamp crayfish)
Lineage: Eukaryota; Metazoa; Arthropoda; Malacostraca; Decapoda; Cambaridae
Product: dnaJ homolog subfamily A member 2
Biological process (GO): response to heat; protein refolding
Cellular component (GO): cytosol; cytoplasm
Molecular function (GO): Hsp70 protein binding; ATP binding
Source: RefSeq, a predicted model, not a curated record
GCGGAGGAAGGUGCUUGUGGCGGCGGCUGGCGGCUGGAAUAUUCGAGUACACGCACGAGGCUGGCAGACCACUCGGCGUCUAUUGAGUGACCAGAGAGCAGACAGCAGAAUGGCGGACAACAAACUGUACGAUGUUCUCGGCGUCUCCCGGAGUGCUUCAGACGCAGACAUCCGCAGAAGUUACCGCAAACUUGCAAAGGAAUGUCAUCCGGACAAAAACCCUGCAGCAGGUGAUAAGUUUAAGGAGAUCUCGUUUGCUUACGAAAUACUUACAGACCCCCAGAAACGUGAGAUUUAUGAUCGAUAUGGCAUGAAAGGACUCCAGGAAGGAGGAGACAACAGCUUUGCUGGGGCAGAGGACCUCUUUGGGCACUUCUUUGGGGGAGGUGGGCCAUUUGGUGGACUAUUUGGUGGGUUUGGUGGAGGUGGCCUCAGACACGCACAAAGGAGAGGGCCAAGAAGAGGGGAAAAUACUGUUCAUAGGCUAAAAGUUUCACUGGAAGACUUGUAUAAUGGCAAAGUUUCAAAAUUACAGCUUUCUAAGAAUACUAUCUGCACAGCAUGUGGAGGGGAGGGUGGACCAGCUGGAGCUCUACAACCUUGCCGAACAUGCAGUGGGCGCGGAAUCAAGAUUACUAUUACCCAACUAGGCCCAGGAAUGGUGCAACAGAUGCAGUCUCGUUGUCCAGAUUGUGAUGGUGAAGGUGAAGUAAUCAAUGAACGUGAUCGAUGCCAAGUAUGUAUGGGCCGCAAGGUUACCCCACAAACAAAGUUGUUGGAGGUACAUGUAGAUAAGGGAAUGAAAGACGAACAGAGAAUUACUUUCCGUGGUGAAGGCGAUCAGAUGCCAGGAGUCGAGCCGGGUGAUGUUAUUAUAGUCCUUCAGGAAAAGCCACACGAGGUUUUCCAGCGUAGCGGUUCUGAUCUGAUGAUGAAGCACACUGUCACUCUAACAGAGGCAUUAUGUGGUUUCACUACAGUGGUUAAACAUUUAGAUGGCAGGAACCUAGUCAUUAAACAUCCGCCUGGUGCCGUUUUAGUUCCAGGUUGUGUGCGUGGUAUAGAAAAAGAGGGCAUGCCGUUGUUCAAAAAUCCCUUUGAAAAGGGAGAUCUUUAUGUUCGUAUUGAAGUUGAAUUCCCUGAAAAUUAUUUUGCCCCCGAAGCAAAAUUGAGGGAAUUGGAAGCCAUUUUGGGAGGACGACCUGCUGCAGCGCCAAUUCCAAGUGAUGUGGAGGAAGUUAAUAUGUCAGAUUUCCAUGAGAGUUCUGGUGCAGGCGGCUCUCGAGGUCAGUACUGCGACGACGACGACGAUCAUCCUCACAUGGGUGGACAGCAUGUACAGUGUGCACACCAGUAAUCAGGAAAGUUAAGGGUAUUGAAAUAGCAAAUGUUGCACAGUCAUAUCUUGUGAAUUGGACCAUUAGAAAGCAAUUUUGAAAAGUUGUCUGCCAUGUUACUGGGACUGGAUAGUAAUUUGGCCGCCUGAAGAAAUCCAUGUAUGUAUGGUGUUUAAUAUAAAUUAAUCGGCUCUUCAGGAUGUGAUAGCUAUAAUAAAUUUUGGUUAACUUCAUUGGCAAGUCAUGCCCACUAAUGGGUGUGGUUAUUUAGUUUUGGCUCGUUUACCACAUCUUCAUUGGAUUAAAAAUGGUAAGAAUAUUUUUAUGGUACUAUCAUGCAUACAUGUUUACUUGAUACAUAUUUUGAUUAAAUAUAUACAAAAAUAUAAUUUGUUGCAAGUUUAAACUUGAUUAUUCAUGUAUGCUUUUUUCACUUUUUGAAAUAUCUUAUAUUUAAUAUUUGUGAAACUAAAUUUAUUUCAACGUUCACGUGAACCAUUUAGGCAACUGUUAUAAUCUUGGCAUGAUUAGUUAUUAAUGCAGUUUAAUACAUGGAGGCCAUGACUUGGAACAAAUAAUUUUUCUCUUGGAAGUCGACUAUAAAGCCAAUCUCAAUUGUCUAAUGUGCAAUGCUGCUGCAUCUAUUUCUGCCACUGAUUAUAAUGAGGCUCAGACGGUAACAGGAUCAGCUGUUUUCUGUGAUAUGCCAUAUCCUUAAAUUUUCCUUUACUUUAGCUUAAGGGGGCUUCAUGGCAUCAGGUUAAUGAUCUGCAUUCCAAGUCCAUAAGACCCAAGUUGGAUUGUGGUGUUUGAGAGAGAGGAGGGUCGGCAGGCAUCACAUCAGGUUAUGUGCACCACGGGUCAUUUGUCAUGUUGUCCCAGACUUUAGCUGAUUCUUCUUGCCUAAAAGGAUGCUGCCCCCACGAGAGUGGGAGACGUUAUACCCUGCUAUUGAUUUCUCUACAUUUUAUUAAUUAAAAGGCGAGAGUCUGUAGGAUAAUAAACAUUAGAAUAUAGUUGCUUGCUCUUAGCAGCAGUGACCAUGAUUAUUGGCAUAGGAUCCAUACUCUUAAUGUCAUGAAAUUGGUAUCCAUAACUGUUUUGUUAGAUUAUUUCACUUAUGCAUGUAUUUUUUAUUUUUUUUUAAUACUCACCUAUAAAAUGAAGAUAAAGUUGAUGGGUGCUUUUUGAUUAAUUUACAAUGGCUUUUAUGUGACAUUCUGAACAUUGUCAUACUCCAGCUGCCUAUAAAUAAAUGGAUUUAUUUCCAAGAUAUUCCAUACAAUGUCAAGGUUUAGUUUAAAUUCUCCUGAAGCAAAAUUAUUAUUAAUGAGGCUUUACAAAAGGAGAGACCGAGGCUUAAGUGUUGGUGGUGACCCAAGAAGCCUGAUAUGGUAUGCUUCGUAAGAGCCAGCAGUAAGCACUAUGUUGCUUAGCUGAUGUAAUUAAAAAAUAAGUCAAUGUCAACUGCUUCCUUUAUCAUUGAUUUUAGAUUUUUUGUAUCAUUAAUUAUGCAAAAAAUUAGGGUAUUGAUGAAAUAAUUUAGUAUUGUAUAUAAAGGUGGUAUUUUUCCUGGUAACUGGAGGCAACCAUUCUUGAAACAUUCACAUUCAAUUGAACCAUGGAUGGAAUUCCCAUUUAGUGGAGGUUGGAUUUAUUUUAGAUUAAUUUGCAUUAGUUUUCAAGGUAAACAUUCCCAGUUUAGUUUGUAUCUUUUCAUCGUUGGAUUUCUGACGUAAAACUAUGUUGGCCAAUUAUUACUGAAGCAUAACAUUUUAAAAGCAGCAUGAAUGCUGUCGAUUCAGACGCUGCAUCCGAGGCUAAGGUGGGAUGUGGGGUCAGGACGGUAGAUACACUGUACAAUUAUCAUGGAUAAAAUUAUUUCAAGUACUGUAGUUAAGGAGUAUAUAUAGUGUUUUUCUGUCUGUAUCUGUGUAACUGAUAUACCACCUGAGAGUGCAGCUAUGUCUUGGUUUCAUUGUAUUUAAUGUGUUUGUUCUUAAAUCAAGAUUUAAUUGCACUUCCAGAAUAAAAAAAAUGAAAUGCAAA